AUGAUAAUCACUGGAAACAGUUCUGAGAGUCUGAAUCAUCUACUCAAACAACUCAACAGUGAGUUCAGAAUGACAGAUAUGGGCAAGCUACACUACUUCUUGGGAAUUCAAGUUCAGACGCAUGAUAAAGGGUUGUUUCUAUGCCAGCAGAAGUACACAGUGGACUUACUUGCAGUGGCAGGAAUGAAAGAGUGUGAACCGAUGCCUACAGCCUUGCCUCAACAGCUAAACAGAGUUGAAGACAAGACAGAGUUGUUUUCUCAUCCCACCUACUUCAGAAGCUUGGCAGGAAAGCUGCAGUAUUUGACUCUGACACGGCCUGACAUUCAAUUUGCCGUGAACUAUGUGUGCCAGAAGAUGCAUUCGCCAACGGUCUCUGACUUUCACCUGUUAAAAAGAAUCAUCAGAUACGUUAAAGGCACUAUUACAAUGGGGAUUUCUCUACAUAAAGACGCAGACUUCACUCUCACUGCCUACAGUGAUAGUGAUUGGGCCAGAUGUAGUUCUACAAGAAGAUCUACUGGUGGUUACAGCACAUUCCUAGGGAAGAAUCUCAUUGCUUGGUCUUCUCGGAAACAACCUACUGUGUCUAAGAGUUCUACUGAAGCUGAAUAUCGAACUCUCUCUGAGACUGCAUCAGAUAUUACCUGGCUUUGCUCUAUAUUCAGAGAGCUCGGAUUGCCUCUGAUGACUACUCUGCUGUUACUCUGUGAUAAUCUCUCAACGGUGCUUCUCUCUGCGAAUCCAUCUUUUCAUUCAAGAACCAAGCAUUUUGCUCUGGAUUAUCAUUAUGUUCGAGAAAGAGUCGCGCUUGGAGCUCUUGAGGUUAAGAACAUUCCGAAUCAACAUUAG
Messenger RNA from Brassica rapa (field mustard), 852 nucleotides. RefSeq lists its product as uncharacterized. The record is from RefSeq and is a predicted model, not a curated record. NCBI's taxonomy places the organism in Eukaryota, Viridiplantae, Streptophyta, Magnoliopsida, Brassicales, Brassicaceae.